AUGAGGAUGUAUUCCUCUUCGAGCCGGAAACAACAGCAGCAGCCACCACAACCUGCUAGUCCUCCUCCACCCAAGGACAAGUACGAGCGAUUUGAACAAUGGCUGAGAGACAACGGUGCCAAGUUCGAAUUGUUGGAACUUCGCGAGUAUGACGCGGCCAAGAACGCCCCUCGUGAGGAAGAGGAAGUGGGCGAAGAAAAGAAAGAGCCGACAACCACGGAAGAGUCGGAAAUGAGAGGCGUUCAUGCCAGAACCCACAUUCCCCCCAACACUGUCUGCGUUACCAUUCCUCGCCGUUGUCUCAUCACGGUGGAAAUGGGACAGGCAACACCCAUUGGCCAAGCCAUUCUGGACUCGGACUUGGACCUCGAUGCCCCCAAGCACAUUUUCUUAAUGAUCUACUUGCUCUGGGACCGCAAAAUCAAUGGCUCGUCCUCGUUCUUUCACCCGUACUACGAAAUUCUACCCAAAACUUUACGCAACAUGCCCAUCUUUUGGACGCCUGACGAACUCGCCAACUUGGAAGGCAGUUAUUUACUCACCCAGAUUGCCGACCGCAAUGAAGCCAUUGCGGAAGACUUUCACGCUAUUUGCCAAAUUGCUCCUUUGGCACAGAUCUGCACGUUGGAGGAAUUCAAAUGGGCUCGGAUGGAGACGAAAUGGACUUUUGACGAAGAUCGUCAAGCAUUCACCAUUACCACUCUUCAGCACAUUCCAGGGGGUGCUCAGGUCUAUGAUUCUUAUGGACAAAAGUGCAACCAUCGUUUUCUACUCAACUAUGGCUUUGCUGUAGAAGACAACCGUGAAAUUGAUGGAUUCUGCCCCGAUGAAGUCCCUCUGGAGCUGUACGUUUCCCCCGAUGAUCCCUUAUUUCCCCAAAAGUUGGACUUUUGGACGCGAGGGGAAGUGGGAUCCAGUUCGUCAUCGACUCAGCAUGCUCUGCAUUUGCCAUCACCAUCGUCGGGAGGACAACCAUCGUCUUCCAUUCACAGCAAGAACCAGCAGUAUCAUCGCUCUACAUCGGCGCCAAUGUCGUCAUCCACUACAGCGCCAUCCAACGGAUCAAGCGCUGUAGCAGCAGCCAAUGGGUCUCCCGUUAUAAAACGAAUUCGAAUUUGUGUCUCGAACAAUGAAAAUACACGGCUGCUGUUCAGCCUGUUGAGAGCACUGGUAUGCAACCGAGAAGAGCUCCGUGCCGUCACGUCUCCCGUCUCCAGCGAUGCUUCCGUGAGUCGGGCGUUGUUUGGUAUUACUGAUCCCAGUCGCACUGUGACGGCAUCAUCGGGCACGACAACCACCUACUACAGAACAUGUCGGGACAUUCGACACCCCAUCAACUUGCGCAAUGAGCGUGCGUCAAUGAGGCUCUUAUUGGAAGUCAUCGGACGACAGUUAUCGCGCUACCCAACAACCUUGGCACAGGAUGUUGCCGAUCUUAUGGAUGAACGGGCACUCCCCAGAUUCAGCAAUAAGCGUCAUGCAAAAAUUCAAGUAAGAGGAGAAAAGGAAGUCUUGCAUCACUUUGCUCGAUGGGCCAGGACUUCGCUCGAUGUUUUGGAUGUGAUUGAAGCCGAAUUAAAGGAGGAAGCUGGUGUAGAAGUCCAAAUGACCAGUGCUGGGCGUACCAUAACGGAAGAACGCCCUGGCUUCGAAUUAGUGAUUCGUCGCAUGGAAGAAGAGGACUCCGGCAGCCUUCACCACACGAUCCUGCGAUAUUGCGCAGAUGUAUUGGGCAGUUUACGGAGAGAAGAGUACAAGUUACGGCGCAGGCGGGUUCAUUCGAAGCCAACUUUUGUCAGCAAAAGUAGCGGGAGUAGCAGUGGCAGCUUUUUCUAG
Messenger RNA from Seminavis robusta, 1836 nucleotides. Lineage: Eukaryota; Bacillariophyta; Bacillariophyceae; Naviculales; Naviculaceae. The record is from the annotation of a GenBank genome assembly.